ACGCCAUGGUCUCCUCCCUCCGAGGCCCUAACCUCCCUAAACCUCGCACCUACCUCACCGCGGCUCCCAUCCUCCGCCUCCGCUCCGCUCGCGCCUCCUCCUCCGGCUUCACCCACCUCCUCCACAGCGCUACCCCUCCACAGCCCGACCUCGUCUACUCCGCCCACCCCGAUCACCUCUCCGCCGUCAAUCACGUCCUCCCCAUCUGCGACGACAUCAUGGCCGUACGAUUGGAUCGCGCAGGCGGAGGCGACCUCGCCUUGGGCACACGAGCAUGUGCGCCUGGAUCGUGAUUGAGGUUAACCCGUGCGAAAUCCGAAGAGGGGGUGGAGACGCGGAGGUUCUGCGGCGAUUCAGGCGGCAGAAUGAGAGAGCCGGCCAGAACGAAGCAGAUGAGUUUUGGGGAGAACUUCUCGCUGGCCAGGGCAAAAGGGUAUACGGUGGGCUUUAUUUCGGUGUUUGAGAGCGUGGAGCAGAUGGAUGCGAUGAUGGAGGAGGAUAAGGAGAUGGUGGAGGAGCAGAAGGUGAAGGUGCGACCGCUGGUGGAGGAUGUGAUCGUCGUUGAUUAUGUGGUUCCCAAGCUGGCUCCAGCGAGCCUUUGAGUGAGGCGCUAUACGGGAAGUUAAGAUGCAGUAGUUCAAGAAAUUGAUUUAUAGAUAACACAAGCGAUCAUGCAAAUAUCAAGAUAUCUUGUGCAGAUUGAGUCUGCCAGAACGUAAAUUGCAUGCAAUAGUUAAUAUAUUCUGGAACCGACGCCGAGCUUCUUGAGAACUGCAAAAUGAUUGUGGGUAGAUCCCCCUUUAUGCGAAUUGUACUUUUGAGUGAAACAAAAAAUCCUUCUAGUCUUCCUUUUCUUUUACUGCAUUGUUCACCAAGAGUGAAAGUUCGGGAAUGCUGAGAAUAAAAACAAAUGGUUGUUGGGUUUUCUUCUCCA
Molecule: messenger RNA, 934 nt
Organism: Asparagus officinalis (garden asparagus)
Lineage: Eukaryota; Viridiplantae; Streptophyta; Magnoliopsida; Asparagales; Asparagaceae
Product: stress-response A/B barrel domain-containing protein UP3-like
Source: RefSeq, a predicted model, not a curated record